UUUCUAUCCGUCUCCCUUGUCAUUUUACUUCCCCGGAGUAUUCUUCCCUACCUGUAUUAGUAUGAAUAAUCCUACCACUUUACCCGUGUCCAAUUAUUCGUUCCCUACACACUUUCUCAACCGCACUCAGCUACAAGAAAGUGCAGCAGAGGGCAUAUCUGCAUGCUGAAAUCAAACACACUGACCCCACUGGCAUUGAGUACCAUCACAAAGAGACGCUUCUCCAUGGCAUGGUACUGCUCCGGCUCGACCAAUACAGAAUUGGUCGAGAAUUUAUUCAAAGUCGGCCUCAUCAAGGAUGAACGAGUGAAGGAUGCCAUGAUAGGAGUCGAUCGUGCCCAUUAUGCCCCCUCAAGACCAUAUUCAGACUCGCCGCAACCAAUUGGCUACGAUGCGACAAUCUCAGCCCCGCACAUGCACGGCCACGCGUGCGAGUAUCUUAUGGAUUAUCUUAAGCCCGGACAUCGGGUGCUUGAUAUUGGAUCUGGCUCUGGGUAUCUAACCCAUGUCCUCGCGAAUCUGGUUACCGAGUCACCGUCCUCUGGCGGCCAUCUAGGCGGUCAAGUGGUUGGAAUUGAUCAUAUAAAUGAGCUAGUUGAUAUGGCCCGCAACAAUAUGCAUAAGUCGGACCAAGGCCGCAAGUUCCUGGAAUCUGGUCAGGUGAAGUUCAUCACAGCAGAUGGUCGCCUGGGAUGGAAGGAAGAAGCACCUUAUGAUGCGAUUCAUGUUGGUGCAGCAGCAAAGGAACUUCCUUCUGUUUUGGUCGAUCAACUCCAAGCGCCUGGGCGAAUGUUCAUUCCCGUGGACACAGAAGACGAUGGAAGCUCCAUCGAGGCCCUUGGAUUGGGUGGAGGCCAGUACAUCUGGGUAGUAGACAAAAAAGAAGAUGGGUCUGUUCAUAAGGAGAAGGUCUUCCAGGUUAGCUAUGUACCUCUGACUGACGCACCACGCGGAUGAAAUAAUCUGCGACUGGGAAUUUGUACACAGAAAUAAAUGGGCGAAGUCUCUUUUAUUAUUUUCACAUUGAAUCUAUCUUUCUCGUAUUGCCUAGUGUCUAUUUAUACAUGCAUUUAGGAAGCCCUAGGCUACUGACGACAUAUUUACUGCUGGGUAAACUUAUCAUGUGAAUUCGGAAUUAUCUUGCCCACAAAGGCACAAGGAAAAAAAAAAAAAAAAAAAAAAAAAAAA
Molecule: messenger RNA, 1188 nt
Organism: Aspergillus glaucus CBS 516.65
Lineage: Eukaryota; Fungi; Ascomycota; Eurotiomycetes; Eurotiales; Aspergillaceae
Product: protein-L-isoaspartate O-methyltransferase
Exons: 3
Coding region: 226-957 (243 amino acids)
Biological process (GO): protein modification process
Cellular component (GO): cytoplasm
Molecular function (GO): protein-L-isoaspartate (D-aspartate) O-methyltransferase activity
Source: RefSeq, a predicted model, not a curated record